ACUUGGAAAAGGACUUUUCUCAUUACCUCGAGGGAUUGAGAUGGCCAUGCUGACGGACUGCAUAUAUAAAGGAGAACAGCAUGAAUAUGCUUAUGCUCAACUGUGGACGCAAAGCGAGCGGACCUGUGACAUUUAAUUGCAACCUUUACGCAAAGGCGCUCUUCUGGACUUCUGCCUCCUCAAGUGGAUAGCUUAACUAGAAAAGAUUGGGAUAUUUUAAAAAUAAAUAAAUCAUAAGUCAACGUAUACAACUUUACACUUUUACACUUAUUUAUGUGUGUGUUUGAGUUAAUAUUAAUUGUUUUUACAGUGCGCAAAUUAUGUGUCUGUUAGUAUAAAAACACCUGUCUUGGACUUUCAAGAAGCUCCCUAGUGAUGAUUUGAUGAUUUUUCCCCUGAUCUUUUUCAUCCCGAUGCUCGCCCUAAUCGCUGUCAUGGAAUCGUUUGGGUCUUCGGUCACCGAGUCUAUCGACAUCACCACACCGGACGAUCCGUUCUCUGGUCCCCUCAAGUCUAUUGCGCCCUGGAAUUACACUUUCCUCGCCUGUCUGAUGUUCAUAGUGACUUCACUGUCUAUAACAGAGAACUUCACCGUUAUGCUUGUGACGUUUAGAUUCAAACAAUUAAGAAAACCGUUGAAUUACAUCAUAGUUAAUUUAUCUGUUGCUGAUUUUCUAGUUUCACUGACAGGAGGCACUAUAAGUUUUCUAACUAACGCACGAGGUUACUUCUUCCUGGGCGUCUGGGCGUGUGUGCUGGAGGGAUUCGCUGUCACUUUUUUCGGGAUUGUGGCUUUGUGGUCUUUAGCAAUCUUGGCAUUUGAGCGUUAUUUUGUGAUCUGCCGUCCUCUGAAAAAUGUCCGGCUGGGAGUCAAGCACGCAGCUAUGGGUCUUGUUUUCGUUUGGACCUUCUCCUUCAUCUGGACAAUCCCACCAGUUUUUGGCUGGAACAGUUAUACAGUCAGCAAAAUUGGUACCACCUGUGAACCCAACUGGUACUCAACUGAUUACUACGACCACACCUACAUCAUCACCUUUUUCGUUACAUGUUUUAUCAUUCCUCUGGGCGUGAUCAUUAUCUCCUAUGGCAAACUUAUGCAGAAACUCAGAAAGGUGUCGAACACUCAUGGAAGGCUGGGUAGUGCGCGUAAACCUGACCGAGAGGUGGCGAGGAUGGUCAUUGUAAUGAUAGUUGCGUUCAUGGUUGGAUGGACACCAUAUGCAGCAUUCUCAAUUACUGUCACAGCCUGUCCCACAAUUCAUAUUGAUCCUCGCCUGGGCUCAAUACCGGCCUUCUUCUCAAAGACUGCAGCUGUGUACAAUCCCAUCAUCUAUGUCUUCAUGAAUAAGCAGUUCAGGAAGUGUCUGAUCCAGAUGUUUAAAGGAAACGUCACCAAUCUGGAGUCCACCAAUCUGAACCAGACAUCAGACAAAGGGGCCAUCACCGCCACAGCAGAGAGUCACCUGGGAGAGAUGUCAACCAUUGCUGCUCGCGUGCCUAUGUCCAUGUGCAACAUGGAGAAGAGUGAGGAUGAAGAGGAAGAGUCAGAGCAAAGCGGGAAUGGAGAUCCAAAGCAGCUCCCUUUAUCAGAUAGUCGAGUGUGCUCUUUGUAGAGAAUAAAUGUAUACCUUUAAUCUAACCUGUUGUCUAACUAAAUCCUACAGUCGUUACCUCUAUUGGAAUGCAUAUGUCAGAAUGUAUUGUUUGUGUUUUCAUGCGUUCUUUGUUGUUCGUAUUUCUUUAUGUUGUGGCGAUUUGCAGUCUUGGCGUAUCUGUGUACUUGUCAGUAUUGCGAUAUUACCUUACAUAAACAUGAAGGAGGCAGGCAAUACAUUUCCAUAUUGUCCUCUGAAUGAACGCUAUUUGUUUUUCUAUCUCCUCUCACUAUAUUGCUUAUUGCACACUACUAACAGUGCGGAGGUUUUGUUUGUUUUUUUAAUGGCAGUUGAAAUGAAAGACUAUAAUUGUGCAAUAGCUUUCAGGUCAGAAUACUGACUUUCAUUUUAUAAUCAUUAAUAGUAUAUUAAAAAAUAUAUUGGUUCAAAAACCAAAGGAGAAAGUGAUAGGCUGAAUAGUACAAACAUGCUGCAGAUACCUCGUUCUUAAAGCGGCAUAAAAAAUAUAAAAAUAUAAAAUAAUCACUCAGCUCGCAAUGUUUGCUCCGACACCGGCUUUAUCUGGUUGGUCUGCUGUUUUAAAACUGACAUUGAUGAGUUGCUCUGUAUCACAAAAUCUAAGCCUGACCAAAGACGGUCAUUCUAGUGCAUGUUUACAUAAAAAAGUUGAAAAAUAAAAGCGUAUCUAUACAUCUCAGAAUCUAACACACACUGCUGUUUGAUACAUAAUUCAUUUAUUCAACUAAUGGGUCAAACAGGUUUGGCAGCGUAUCUGCUUUGCAAUAUAGUAAUAAACCAUGCAAUUAAUGUCCCUCAUCUCAUGGAAAUAACAUCCUCAUCUGACAAUUCAGUUUCUUGUUUUGACGGGUUUAAUGAAGCAAGAGUGUUUAUCAAAUUGUAGCCUAUGUACACUUUGGUAUAUGAUUGCUUGGUUGUGAGUUUGAAUGAACCGUCUUAAUGUCUUAUUAGGCCAUAAUGCUUGGUGUUUGCUCACAAUUUCUGUCCAAACUGAAUAUUGAUCUUGAUGUUUGUCUGUAGCAUGUCAAGUAAUGUUUAACUUAUGUAUUAUUUAUCAAUGUCUUGGAGUCAUUUAUAUUUGGUGUCAUAUUUCGAUUAAUAUGAUUUUUUAAAUUUAUUUUUAAAACAUGUCAAUGUUGUAGAACACUAAUAAAAC
This is a messenger RNA of Onychostoma macrolepis, 2790 nucleotides long. RefSeq names its product vertebrate ancient long opsin b (gene valopb). NCBI's taxonomy places the organism in Eukaryota, Metazoa, Chordata, Actinopteri, Cypriniformes, Cyprinidae. The coding region runs from base 384 to 1613 and encodes 409 amino acids. Gene Ontology annotation, cellular component: membrane; photoreceptor outer segment. The record is from RefSeq and is a predicted model, not a curated record. The transcript is spliced from 5 exons. Gene Ontology annotation, biological process: G protein-coupled receptor signaling pathway; visual perception. Gene Ontology annotation, molecular function: G protein-coupled receptor activity.